Fusarium vanettenii 77-13-4 is the source of this 1713-nucleotide messenger RNA. RefSeq lists its product as uncharacterized. The annotation marks the transcript as partial. The transcript is spliced from 3 exons. NCBI's taxonomy places the organism in Eukaryota, Fungi, Ascomycota, Sordariomycetes, Hypocreales, Nectriaceae. The record is from RefSeq and is a predicted model, not a curated record.
AUGCGUUCUCUCGUGGCAUUGGCGGCUCUCGCCCUCUCGGGCACCGCCAAUCUAGCCGCAGCGAGUGUCUGCAGGCCUAAAAACCCUACCUCUACACUGGCGUCCAAUCUUGCUUCCACCAGCACGGCCACCGGUUCGGAACCUACUCAGACCGGCGCCCUCCCCAAGGUUCGCAACCUCGCUAGCAACGGUAACAUGGGCGAGAUCGACCCAGAUGAUCCCACAGCAUUCCCCGACUGGGAUGUCGAGGGAGAGUGCAAGAUUGUUGGAGGCCAGGGUCGUCCAGAACCCGGCAGCAACGAACGAGGCGCUGCCGCCAUGAGUGCCUCCAACACCGGCUCUGGAAAGCGAGACAUGGGCAUCUCUGUCAGUAUCUCGCAGACGAUCGCCAACCUCGACCUCACGACACCUUAUACCAUCCGGUUCUACUACCUCGUCGUCACAUCACCGCAGGCCAUCAACCUCUGCGAGCUUACAGCCUACCUCGGAGGCGCCGUCUUCCACCAGAGCUGGGUCUUCAGUCAAGGAACUGCCAUCUCAUGGAACGAAGUCCUCAAGUCGGUCCAGCCCGCCCAAGUCAACGCACCUCUCCGCAUCGGAAUGAACUGUCUUUUGGGUGGAGGCGCCACCAUCCUCGUCGACUCUGUCUUUAUUUCGAACCUUGUUACACCCGAGACCAUCAACGACUUUGUCAUUGACUUUGGCAACUCUGGCACUGGAGAGAACCCUCCUCUCACGCCCCCUGCACCAGAGUCUCAAUUCACUACUGCCUGGACCGAGCCCGGCACACAGUCAUCCUCAACACUGCCAGACACCACAUCAUCCGCUCCUCCUACUUUCUGCUCCAAGGCCCUCAACGGCGGCUGCUGGUGGAAGCGCCCUUGGAGUGGCGAAGACAUGGUCAACUGCGCCAGCCGAGGUUCCUGGCCCGGUCCUGACGGCCAGGGCUGGGAGGUCACCGAAUAUCCUGACAACUGGCCCACGCCAUGGAGCCAGCUGUGGUGUUUGGGCUGGUGCUCCCUUACUCCCGGCUGCAAGUCUGUUGCUUACAUGCCCGACAGUCGAACCUGUCGCUUCUCAAAGUUUGAGGUGCAGGACUCGACCUUUGUUCACGGACCUAACCCUAAUGUUGAUACCCCGGGUGUCUUCUAUUGGCAUGAUCUUUCAUGCUUCAACUGCCCUUGCAACGACGAGGACGAGGUGACAUCUGUGCCGGAGAUUCCUAGCACGGCUACUACCACCCAGGCUGAGCCUACUUCGGAGCCUACAAACAAUUUCAAGCUUCCCCCGGCUUCCACUUGUCCCAAGGCUCUCAAGGAUGGUUGCAAGUGGACCAACCAGGAGAUCGGUCAUGCCUUUUGCGCCUACCGAGGUACCUGGCCCGCUGACGACGCUGCUGGUUGGGCUGUUUCGCCGCCUGAGGACUAUCCCAUUGCUUGGACUCAGAUGUGGUGUGUCGCUUGGUGUUCUCUUGACCCCCGCUGCAAGUCUGCCGCCUGGAUGGAUGAUCGUUCGUGCCGCUUCUCGACCCACGAGGUCCAGGACGCCGACUUUAUCAUGGCUGUUAAUCCUAACGAGGAUAACCCCGAGGAGGGCAUAUAUUACUGGCACGACUUGUCUUGCAUGACCUGUGCCUGUCAUGACGAUCCCACAACUACCACACUUGUUACCACCACAACUCAACCUUCCCUCCCUGGCGGCCAGGAGGAGACC